AUCAGUGUGGCCCCAGAUGUGCCACCUGUCAGUGCACAUCAUUGCCACAUGCCAGUGCCCAUCAGUGCCACGUGCCAGUGACCAUCAGUGCCACAUCAAUGCCACAUAUCAGUGCAUACCAGUGCACAUCAAUGCCACAUAUCAGUGCCCAUAUGAGCUGCCUUUCAAUGUCACCCAUCAGUGCCAGUCAGUGCCACCUAUCAAUGCCAAUCAGUGCCACCUAUCAGUGCUGCCAAUCAGUGCCACCUAUCAGUGCCAUGCGCAUCAGUGCCAGUCAGUGCCGCCUAUC
This is a messenger RNA of Staurois parvus, 289 nucleotides long. The record is from the annotation of a GenBank genome assembly. NCBI's taxonomy places the organism in Eukaryota, Metazoa, Chordata, Amphibia, Anura, Ranidae.